GUUCAGGCAUCAUUCGCUCUUCAGUGCUCUGCCGAAGUACGAAGUAACAAUCUCAAUCAGCAUGUACAAGAUCGUCGCUCUCUUCGCCCUGGUGGCCUGCGUCGCGGGUGCACCCGGAUACUUGUCGCCCGCCCUCCACGCGGCGCCGGUAGUCGCGGCUCCGGUAGCGGUCGCCCAUACCCUCCCGGUCGCCACCAGCUACGCCAACACCUACAAGGUGUCUGUGAAGAGUCCGCUUGUGGCCACUGCUCCGCUCGCCUACACCGCGCCGAUCUUGAAGACUGCUCCAGUAGUCGCCGCGCCGGUCGUCGCUGCCGCCCCCGCCGUCGCCGUCGCCCACGCCGCACCGCUCGCCUACGCCGCCCACCACCCCGUCGUCGCCCUUCAUUAAGGGAGAAUCGCCACUAUACGAUUAACCAUCUUUCGCCCAUCUCUCAAGACCCACAAUCCACAAGCCGACAAUGAAGACGUCCUUCAUCAUCCAAUUGGACGCGUGACGAUUCAUCGAAACGACCGACCGAAUCGACCAGAUUAUCGAUCAACCAGGCACUUUGUCUAAACUUGUAUCAGCCUGUCCUGACACGGUCGAACGACCGAUCGCUACGAUUAAUCAAUAAAGUUGCCAUUUCUGCCUUUAAAUGAA
Molecule: messenger RNA, 643 nt
Organism: Trachymyrmex cornetzi
Lineage: Eukaryota; Metazoa; Arthropoda; Insecta; Hymenoptera; Formicidae
Product: cuticle protein 16.5-like
Exons: 1
Coding region: 62-391 (109 amino acids)
Source: RefSeq, a predicted model, not a curated record